UGAUGGGGGUGUGCGGCCUUUUUACCAUACAUCUGUCCCAGAUAUCUUUUCUCAAAUCGGGAGACUGAGUGGGAAGAAAAGAGAAGUAUGGUUUACAGAUCAAGAAUUUAAUCACAUUCAUACUUACAUCCUCCGGAACUGUGACGAUGUCAUACCAUUCGAGAAGAUCUUUGAUGAUCAAGUGUCUGGAGCGUAUCCAAACAUGACAGAGGCUCGAAAAGAGGAAAUGAAGCAGACACAAUAUGCUAAUUGGUUAAAAUAUUAUAUCAAAUCAGCCGCAAGUAGGCAGGAACACUAUCCAACAUGGUUUGAAGAGUUGGUUGGAGGUCCUCUAUCAAGGGCAAUGGCAUACCCGAUGUAUUGGACUCGAGGCUACGUUUUCAUAAAACGUCCAGGGAUUACUAACAGAAAAACAGUGAAUUAUGGGGUCGUUGUUCGUACAGAUUCGAUAGACUACUAUGGUGAAAUUACUGAUAUAUUAGAGGUUGAAUAUCCGGGAGUCAUAAAUUUGAAAUGUAUACUCUUCAAGUGUGACUGGUAUGAUCCUAGAGUUGGAAGAGGUGUUAGACUUACAAAGUAUGGUGUCACAGAGAUCAACUCGACUAAGCAGUUAAGAAAGUACGAUCCGUUUAUACUUGCAUCUCAGGCAGCACAGGUUUGCUACAUACCAUAUCCACAAGUAGGUGUUCGACAAUAUCCAUGGAUUACGGCUCAUCAAAUAAAUCCAAGAAGCAGAGUUGAUGGGGUGAAAGAAAAGGAACCGCUACAACAAAUUGCAGUAAACGAAAUUACGCAAGUAGAUCAAUCUGUCGGUGACAUUCCCCUCGUUGAUAUUGAGAACAUAUAAGUCGAACAGA
This is a messenger RNA of Arabidopsis lyrata subsp. lyrata, 857 nucleotides long. RefSeq lists its product as uncharacterized. Bases 203 to 847 code for a protein of 214 amino acids. Lineage: Eukaryota; Viridiplantae; Streptophyta; Magnoliopsida; Brassicales; Brassicaceae. The transcript has 3 exons. The record is from RefSeq and is a predicted model, not a curated record.